AGCGGUAAUUUGCAGUGCACCCCUUCCUUGUCUAGGGUUUAACGAUCAAUACACACAUACUGUUGUGCUAGCGCCUCUCUCUCUCUCUCACUCACACACACACAUCGCAUGUGAAUGAUGGAGGAACCUCCAAUUUCAGUUUCAGAAACAGCAUCACCAUCAUCAUCAUGCUGGAGCAACGUCGUGAAGAAGCAACCACCUCCUCAAGAGCCCCUUCACGCCGACCGAGUCUUGGAGGAGACCUGCAAAUCCACCAAUUCUAUCUCACUCGCCGUCGUCGAUGCCAACGCCGUCAUUGAAUCCGGCGAAAAGCUUCACGGCCUCGCUGACAAGUUCGUCUCCGUCCAUGAAGUCAUGGAAGAAAUCCGCGACCCUGUUUCGCGCCACAAACUCUCCUUCCUUCCAUUCUCUAUACAAACCAUGGAACCCUCUCCUGAAUCCAUCAACAAAGUUAUCAAAUUUGCUAGGGCUACUGGUGACCUACAAACUCUUUCUGAUGUUGAUAUCAAGCUCAUUGCUUUGACUUAUACAUUGGAGGCUCAGAUUCAUGGAACGAAACAUCUCAGGGACACCCCACCUCCUGUGCAAAUGCUAAAUGUGAAGAGGUUGCCUGAGAAGGACAUGCCAGGAUGGGGUAACAAUGUGCCUAAUUUGCAGGAGUGGGAAGCGUUAGAACACGAAAUUGAGGGGAAUUCCAAUUCCAGGAUUCUUCCUCUGCAGGACUUGAACUUGAACAUUGUUUCUCAAGAUGACAAUUCCGUUGAUGGUUCUGUGGAGCGGGAGAGUGAAACUCCUUUGGGAAUUCAAGAGGGUGGUGAGCGUGGUUCGACGAAGCCUAGGAGAUAUCUGCCUAAGAAAAAGGAGAUAAACAUUGAAGGGAAGACGAUGGUGGCUGAUGGAAUUGAUGCAUCUCAAGGACAGGUUGAUGACGCUGCUGGUGAUUGGAUGCCUGCUGUUAGUCGAAGUACUCAUAGGAGGUAUCUAAGAAGGAAAGCUAGACGUGAGUACUAUGAGUCAUUAUCUAGUAAUCAAGAUCAGCAGGAUUUGGGAGAAAACAUUGAUGAUAGUGUUGGUGAAGAUGCUAGAGCUUCAGAUGAGCUUGUUCAUCAAAGGGAUGAAGGAAAGGAUGUUGAAAAUAUUGUUUUAGAGGAUGAUCAGAUGACAGAAGGGAACAAAGAUAAUGAAUGUCUCUCUGCAGUUUUGAAGCAAAUGAGGCUGGAAGAAGGUUCACCUGAGGUUCUAGACGAAGAACAGAGACUAAGUUUGUCUCCUGAAGAACUCCAGGCAAACAAUGCUAGUUUGCUGGAAACUGCAUCUGAUUGCAAUGCAACUAUGGCCACUAAGCCAUGUGAUGAAGAUACAGUCAAUAACCAAUUGAAUCACUCGGAGAUUGCAAGCCAGGCUAGUGAACCUACUGAUUUUUCGUACGCAGACGAGGAUGGCAGUGAGCAAAGUUGGAUGCUUAGAUCUUUGUCUGAAUCAAGUGUAGCCUGUGUAACGGGUGACUUUGCAAUGCAAAAUGUUCUCCUCCAAAUGGGUUUGCGCUUGCUGGCACCUGGAGGAACGCAAAUACACCAACUGCACAGAUGGAUACUCAAGUGUCAUGCCUGUUAUACUGUUACUGCUGAAAUUGGGAGGAUUUUCUGCCCUAAAUGUGGAAAUGGUGGCACCUUAAGGAAGGUCGCCGUCACUGUUAAUGAAAAUGGUAUAGUAUUAGCAGCCCGUCGACCACGAGUUACAUUACGUGGCACAAAGUUUUCAUUGCCUUUACCCCAAAGUGGAAGGGAUGCAGUCACAAAGAACCUCAUUCUCCGUGAAGAUCAACUUCCUCAAAGGGUACUUUACCCUAAAACAAAGAAGAAAUCCAACAAGCAGGAUGAUGACUUCUUUACACCAGAUCAUGUAUUUUGCCACCACACAGAUAAGAAAGCUCCUUUCCAGCCUCCUAUAAGGAAAGCAUUGGCGGUGUUCAGUGGGAAGAGAAAUCCAAAUGACAAUCACUUCUCACGCUCAAAGCAUAAGUAGUGGAUCUCCAAAAGUUUGAUUGGCUUUUAUUUCCCCACAAUUUUGUUUUUAUUGCUUGACUUUGAAAGUUACCAGGAAAUUUUGCUUAAGUUGUAAAAAACUUGAUUAAAAGCGUGUCUUAUUGUCUCUAGAUAUCUGACUAUCCCGAUUAGUUUAUGUGAUAUAUGGAAGAGUGGAUGAUUUAAUUUCAUGAGAAUGGAACGCUCAAAAGUAACUUUUGGAUAUCAUUUGCCAAGUAGUGCUAUAUGAAGGCAGCAUUAAUUUU
Messenger RNA from Abrus precatorius (Indian licorice), 2290 nucleotides. RefSeq lists its product as uncharacterized. The transcript is spliced from 5 exons. The coding region runs from base 115 to 2025 and encodes 636 amino acids. The record is from RefSeq and is a predicted model, not a curated record. Gene Ontology annotation, molecular function: RNA endonuclease activity. Gene Ontology annotation, cellular component: preribosome, small subunit precursor. Lineage: Eukaryota; Viridiplantae; Streptophyta; Magnoliopsida; Fabales; Fabaceae. Gene Ontology annotation, biological process: maturation of SSU-rRNA.